CUCAUGGGGAGCAAAGCAAGCCAAGCGGUGUUGAUUAAAAUCCAGAGAAAUUAAUUAAGCCAAGCAAGUGAAGUGACCUCUCUCUCUCUCUCUCUCUCUCUCUCUCUCUCUGCUGCACUACUAGCUAGCUGCUGCUCCUCCGGCUGGCCGGCCGGCCGGAGUGUGCCAUGGCCAUGGCGGGCGCCGGCGACUGGCCGUUCGCCGCCGACGAAGCGUACGCCGACUCGUCGGCCAUAUUCGCCGAGCUCGGCUGGGCCAACGGGCUCGCCGUCGUCGACGCCGUGGGGGAGCUACUGCCGCCGCUGGAUCCACCGGGCGAGCUGGCCACGCCGCCGCCGCCGCCGCUGGAUCUGCCGGAGACGCCGGCCGGGUCCUCCGCGGACGGCGCCGCGUCGUCGUGCUCCACCGACGACGCCGACGGCGGGAAGCCGGCCGCCGCGUCCACCGAGGCAGCGAGCAAGUCGCUGACGCCUGGGAAGAAGAGGGCGCGGCAACCGCGGUUCGCGUUCAUGACGAAGAGCGAGAUCGAUCACCUGGAGGAUGGCUAUCGCUGGAGAAAGUAUGGCCAGAAAGCCGUCAAGAACAGUCCUUUUCCAAGGAGCUACUACAGGUGCACGAACAGCAAGUGCACGGUGAAGAAGCGGGUGGAGCGCUCCUCCGACGACCCCUCCGUCGUCAUCACCACCUACGAGGGCCAACACUCCCACCACACCGUCACCUUCCCCCGCGCCGCCGCCACCGCCGCCGGCUUCUCGCACAUCCACGCCAUGGCCGCCCUGGCCGCCGCACCCUUCUCCGCGCACCAACAACUGUACAGCAACCUGCAGCCGCCGCCGCCGACGAUGCCGCUUGCUGCUACUACUCCGGCGUCGUCGUCGUCGCUGCUACAGCUGCCUCUGCACUGCAACCAUGAGCUGCAGGUUGUUGCCAGCUGCGGCGGCUACCCGUCGUCGUCGUCGUCGCCGCCGGCGAGUGUUCUUCCCGUCGACAAGGGGCUCCUUGAUGACAUGGUGCCUAGGGCAAUGAGGCAUGAUGGGUAGUACAAGCAUGCACACCAUCGAUUUAAUUUGGGGUUAAUUUGUAGCCUAAUUAUUAAUCUUAAUUAGCUGCUUCGAUGGAUUAAUUAGCACGGUAAGUAGUUACUUAUUCGUGUUGAGAUCACUGGAAAGAUAAUAAUUAAUAGGGUACAUAGAGAUAUAUAUAUUAGCUAUAUAUGAAUAUGGGUGAUAUAUAUAUAAUAUAGUUCGAAAUUAAUAAACAAUAAUUGACUUAUAUAUAGUUGUCUGUUUGAUGUUCAUUCUAAUUGUAAUUUCUAUUAAUUGGUGAAUUAGUUGCUUUGAUGGGAUUAGCACAGCCAUAAGUUGUAUUUUUCAUUGGUAAUAUGACAACGACCUGGUUUUUGAAUGUC
This is a messenger RNA of Oryza sativa Japonica Group (Japanese rice), 1408 nucleotides long. Its product is annotated as probable WRKY transcription factor 57. NCBI's taxonomy places the organism in Eukaryota, Viridiplantae, Streptophyta, Magnoliopsida, Poales, Poaceae. Gene Ontology annotation, biological process: regulation of DNA-templated transcription. The record is from RefSeq and is a predicted model, not a curated record. Gene Ontology annotation, molecular function: DNA-binding transcription factor activity; sequence-specific DNA binding.